Messenger RNA from Emiliania huxleyi CCMP1516, 1184 nucleotides. Its product is annotated as putative cytochrome b5 reductase. Gene Ontology annotation, molecular function: cytochrome-b5 reductase activity, acting on NAD(P)H. Lineage: Eukaryota; Haptophyta; Isochrysidales; Noelaerhabdaceae. The coding region runs from base 1 to 1014 and encodes 337 amino acids. The transcript is spliced from 2 exons. The record is from RefSeq and is a predicted model, not a curated record.
AUGUUCGCCCGCACCCUGCUGAGAAGGCGCCGCGCGGCCACCGUCGCCGCCGGCGUCGCCGCCUCUGCCUUUGGCCUCUCGUCGCUCGCUGCUGCUGACUCCGCGCCGCCGGCCUCCAAGCUGGCGAAGAAGGAGUCGGGGCUUGGCGUCUCGUUUGAGGUCAACGUGUCCCCCUCGCAGCUCGAGGUCGUCGAGCCCAGGAUCCCAGACGACGGGCUGUCUCCGACGGAGUGGCGCGCGCUCAGGCUCGAGAGCGUUACGCCGCUCUCUCACAACACCGCCGUCUACCGCUUCGCGUUUGAGGACGAGACUGCCUCGUCCGGGAUGAGGGUGGCGUCCUGCCUGCUCACAAAGGCCGCCAUCGGGUCGGAGAAGGCGGACGGCUCGCGUGCCAACGUCAUCCGACCCUACACGCCCAUCUCGCGCCCCGACGCCAAGGGGCACGUCGACCUCGCCGUCAAGACCUACCCCGAUGGAAAGAUGUCGCAGCACAUCGCCAGCCUCAAGGUGGGCGACACGCUCGAGAUCAAGGGCCCGGUCGUCAAGCUGCCUUACAAGCUGAACGAGCACGCCAAGCUCGGGAUGAUUGCGGGCGGCACGGGCAUCGCGCCGAUGCUGCAGGUGAUCGACGAGAUCCUCGCCGGCGAGAGCGCGUUCGGAAAAGACAACACCAAGGUGUCGCUCAUCUUUGCCAACGUGUCGGAGCAAGACAUCCUGCUCAAGGAGGAGGUGGACAGGCGGGCGGCCGCCAACCCCAGCCAGCUUGAGGUCUUCUACCUCGUUGACAAGGCCUCGAGCCCCGACUGGAGCGGUGGCGUCGGGUACGUCACCAAGCAGAUGCUGGCCGAGAGGAUGCCGCCGCCCGGGAGUAGCGGCCGCGUCUUCGUGUGCGGGCCGCCGCCGAUGGUGGUGUGCGGCGCCAAGGGAACCAAGGAGGACCCAAAGGCGCAGGGCGAGCUGUCGGGCAUGCUCAAGGAGCUGGGCUACGCCAAGGAGGAGGUGUUCAAGUUCUAGGUAGAGCAGGUUGGGGGAAUAUUACCGGCGACUCUGGUUGAGAGUAGAGUUUCGUAUUCGCUGUUUAUUCACGCACGCCCCUAGGGAAGCUAGCUAGAGCCCACGGUUCCCGGGGUCGCCUGAAACGAGAUAGUUUACCUCUAUGAAAGCGUGCAACACGUAUAAUACAU